AUGAGGAAGAGUAUUGCGGCUGGAUUCAACCAGACAGUCAGCAGAUUCAUCGCAAGCCAAUCUCGUCUCAAUCACUCACAGGCCAGACAUGCCGCCUGGCCUACAACCGAUGGUACAUGUCGCCAGGACCUGUUUCAGUUAAAGCUGGAACAAAUGAUGCGUCUCUAUGCCGGCGGAAUUGCCGUGAAACGGGGAAAAAUGAGGUGA
Protopolystoma xenopodis is the source of this 207-nucleotide messenger RNA. The record is from the annotation of a GenBank genome assembly. Lineage: Eukaryota; Metazoa; Platyhelminthes; Monogenea; Polystomatidea; Polystomatidae.